Messenger RNA from Grus americana (Whooping crane), 2305 nucleotides. RefSeq names its product B9 domain containing 1 (gene B9D1). The transcript is spliced from 7 exons. The record is from RefSeq and is a predicted model, not a curated record. The coding region runs from base 20 to 694 and encodes 224 amino acids. Gene Ontology annotation, cellular component: MKS complex. Lineage: Eukaryota; Metazoa; Chordata; Aves; Gruiformes; Gruidae. Gene Ontology annotation, biological process: cilium assembly.
CGCCGCGCCGUCCGUAUCCAUGGCAACGGCCGGAGCGCGGCCCCUCGCAACGGGGCAGGCCGCGCCCGGUGCCAUGGCGGCUGCCGGCAGCCCCAGCGUCUUCCUGCUGGCGGUCAACGGGCAGAUCGAGAGCGGGCAGUUCCCCGGAUUUGACGACCUCUACUGCAAGUUCUGCUUUGUCUACGGCCAAGACUGGGUUCCCACAGCGGGCCUGGAGGAAGGCAUCUCCCAGAUCACCUCCAAGAGCGAGGUGGCACCCACCACACUUGUCUGGAACUUCCCCAUUGACAUUACCUUCAAGAGCACCAACCCAUCCGGCUGGCCGCAGAUCGUCAUCAGCGUCUAUGGACCUGACUUUUUUGGAAAUGAUGUGGUCAGAGGUUAUGGAGCUGUUCAUGUUCCCUUCACACCUGGAAGGCAUACAAGAACCAUUGCAAUGUUUGUUCCAGAGUCCACAUCUAGACUGCAGAAGUUUACAAGUUGGUUCACAGGAAGACGGCCAGAAUUUACUGACCCCAGAGUGGUAGCACAGGGAGAAGGAAGAGAAGUAACACGGGUGCGAUCUCAAGGCUUUGUGACCAUUUCCUUCAACGUAGUGACCAAAGAUAUGAAGAAGUUGGGCUAUGACGUCAGCCCGAGUGACAUGCAGAACCCCUCUCUGGUGCCUGUUACAGAAGGGAUUCAUAAGUAUUGAACUCAGGUGUGGGAUGUCCAAAAGCUCACAGAGAAGUUAAGCACCUUGGGGCUUUUUGUGGCAGAUGGAAACGAGUAUCUGACUAACCUGAGAAAAUUUCACUUGAGACCAUUACUCCAAAAAAAAAAAAAAAACCAAACCAAAAACCCAACCCAUGAGGCUUUGGACUAAUUACCUAAGUAUAAUCCUUUCAGUGAGCCUACAGGUUGAAGUAUUAUGUAAAUUAGUGUCAUCACAUAACAUUUAACAUUUUUAUGAGUCAUAUCAGACUCUCUCAAAAUACCUGUAACAAAUUAUUUUUUAUAACAGCCUUUUGUACACUCUUUAUAUAUUUAAAGAAUAGGAAAGUUUAUAGUUGUAGCAGUUUUCCUGUGUUUAAACCAUCAUCACAAACCUGGUUCUUUUUACUGAUCUUUUUUUCUGGUAGCAAUGGGAAAUUGAAAUUAUUGCACCUUCCAAAAAGGAGGGGAUAUGGAAACAUUCCAGUGAAAUGCACACGCACGUCUCUGUGCCAUGUGCUUUCCUCUGCAAAAGGAACAGCAGUUUUCUUUAUAAUCCCACAUAGUCCUGUAGAGUUUGUGCAAGUAAUUAAAAUAGCUCAUGCACUGCAGAAACAAACCUUUCCACAUUUUUUCAAUGAAGCAACCUGGGCUUUUACGUUUGGAACAAGAUGAUGACUCUUCCGUUUCCAGAUUCUAUUUCUGCAUCAAGCUUCAGGAAGGAAAAAUAAAAAAGGACAUCGGUUUAUUUUAGAGGAGACCAUGGUGUUAAACAUAGCCUUGCUGCAUAGCUUUAACUUCUGGUAGAACAAAUUGCAUUUUAAGUGCAGAUAUUGACUUAAAAAUAAACUUUAGGCUCUGCAAAGAAGGUAGAGUCUCAGCAAGCCAGCUACACGUUUAGCUCCAGAUCAGGUACCAGAGCCUUGUGCUGCUUCACACUCCCUUCAGUGGGUCCCUCCAGCCAGUACAUUACAAAGAUAACAUACCGUGGCUUUAGAAAGGCAGUAAAAAGGCAACAUAGUGAUGUCCAAGUCUGCCACACUCGGGUUUUCUGUCCCAUUGCACAACCUCAGAGGACCGAAACGCUGUUGGUUGUUAGCGGGUGACAGGAGCUCCAGCGCUGUUCUCGGGUGUCUGCAGCAUGAGGGCACAGAGCUGGCCAUGGCCUGAAGGGCUUCUCCUCUGAUGUCUUGCCACCCGCUUUCACCAAAUCCCGUUCUAAGCUAAUGUUAGUGCUGCUCUUUUAGGCUGAAUAAGCCCAAUUUUCUAAAAAUAUUUGUUUAUCUUUCUACUGCUAGGGUUUGUAGCUGUCUGUGCCAGAAUGGAUGUUUCUAAGUCCUAAACCACCCAGGAUCUGCUAUUCUUACAGGUACAAAGAAGUGUAUGCUACAGUGAAAUGCCUAAUUGCUUAGUCAUUUUCAUGUUUAAAUUUGGGCACGUAAUCUCGUGUUUGACUGCAAAUACCACCCUGUAAGUGAACUACCAAGACCUUGAAACCGUAGAAAUAAAAGUAGUACCAGAGUGUUGAACUGCAGAGCCUCCAGGACAUGUAUCAAAUAAAGCAUCCAGUUAGAGAUGGUUAUUAUAUCAUGCUGAGCAGUGUGACUGAAUA